Messenger RNA from Salvelinus sp. IW2-2015, 3541 nucleotides. The record is from RefSeq and is a predicted model, not a curated record. NCBI's taxonomy places the organism in Eukaryota, Metazoa, Chordata, Actinopteri, Salmoniformes, Salmonidae.
GGUCUUAGAGAGCUCCAGUAGGGACAGAGGACAGACCACAGUAACUUUCCCACAGAAGUGUAGCUGUUGUUCUUCUGUGGAGGGUUCCCACCUGCACUCCUUCUGGGACCUAGUUGGAUAACCCGUUGGACAGUUGGGUUAGAUAACCCUUACCCGUUGGACAGUUGGGGGUGAAAAGUUCCAGAGAUGUCUGAGAACAACAACAACAACCAUGAAGAGAAGGAGAAGGAGAGGGAUGGAGAGAAUGAGAAAGAGAGGGAUGAGGACUGGGAUGAYAAUGAGGAGAGGGAUGAUGUUCUUGUUAGGAUUCCUCCACCUCCACCUCCAGUGGUCAGAGUUGGCCAGCUGGCCCCGGGGGCCAAGAUGAAUGGGUUAGGAGAUGAGGGAAAAACCAUCCUGGAUGGGCAGCAGCCUGUAAGCCGUAGUAUCUUCCCUUUCUCUCCAGUCUCUCCAGCGGGCGAGAGGAUCCGCAUUAUGCUGGGAGAGGAUGAUGAUGGACCGUCACCACCUCAACUCUUCACUGAGCUGGAUGAGCUGCUCUCUGUGGAUGGGCAGGAGAUGGAGUGGAAGGAGACAGCCAGGUGGAUCAAGUUUGAGGAGAAGGUGGAGAAGGGAGGAGAGCGUUGGAGUAAACCCCACGUGGCCACGCUGUCGCUCCACAGUCUGAUGGAGCUGCGGACCUGCAUCGAGAAAGGAACCAUCAUGCUGGAACUGGAGGCCUCCACGCUGCCACAGGUCGUUGGCAGUCCAAACACCACACAUCGGAACCUGGCCUCAAGCAGCAUGAACGACAUCUCCGACAAACCAGAGAAAGACCAGCUGAAGAACAAGUUCAUGAAGAAGCUUCCCCGAGACGCCGAGGCAUCCAACGUUCUCGUUGGAGAGGUAGACUUCCUGGACGCCCCCUUUGUGGCAUUUGUCCGUCUACAGCAGGCCGUGAUGCUGGGAGCUCUUACAGAAGUCCCUGUCCCCACCAGAUUCCUGUUCAUCCUUUUAGGACCCAAAGGAAAAGCCAAGUCCUAUCAUGAGAUAGGAAGAGCUAUCGCCACACUCAUGUCAGAUGAGGUGUUCCAUGACAUAGCGUACAAGGCGAAGGACAGAGAGGAUCUGCUGGCUGGCAUCGAUGAGUUUCUGGAUGAGGUGAUCGUUCUGCCCCCGGGGGAAUGGGACCCGGCCAUCAGGAUAGAACCGCCCAAGUCUGUACCCUCUGCUGACAAGAGGAAGAACAUGUACGCUGGAGGCGACAGCGGCCAGAUGAACGGAAACACGCCCCAUGAUGGGGGAGGGGGGGGAGGGCACGCCGUGGGAGACGAGCUCAAGAAGACAGGCAGGUUUUGUGGAGGCCUCCUACUUGACAUCAAAAGGAAAGCUCCAUUCUUCGCCAGUGAUUUCUACGAUGCGUUCCACAUCCAGGCACUGUCGGCCAUCCUGUUCAUCUACCUAGGAACCGUAACUAACGCCAUCACCUUCGGAGGGUUGCUAGGAGACGCCACCGACAACAUGCAGGGUGUGUUGGAGAGCUUCCUGGGCACGGCAGUAUCUGGAGGGAUCUUCUGUCUGUUGGCUGGCCAGCCUCUCACCAUCCUCAGCAGCACUGGACCUGUUCUGGUCUUCGAGAGGCUCCUCUUCAACUUCAGCAAAGACAAUGACUUUGACUAUCUGGAGUUCCGGCUGUGGAUUGGUCUGUGGUCUGCGUUCUUUUGUCUGCUGCUGGUUGCUACUGACGCCAGCUACAUGGUUCAGUACUUCACCCGAUUCACAGAGGAGGGCUUCUCCUGCCUCAUCUCCUUCAUCUUCAUCUAUGAUGCCUUCAAGAAGAUGCUGAAGCUGGCCGACUACUACCCCAUCAACUCUGACUACCAGAUUGACUAUGUCACCCAGUAUGACUGUAUGUGUAUGGCCCCUACCAUCUUAGAAAACAGUACGGAGGUGUUUGGAGAUCCUCUGGAUGCUGAGAGCACUGCUGUCUGGUACUUCAACAACACUGAUCUACCUCUGAAUGCCACGUGGUCGUCCCUGUCUAAGAAGGAUUGUCUGAAGUAUGGAGGAGAGCUGGUGGGGAAGGCAUGUAAAUAUGUUCCUGACAUCACUCUGAUCUCCUUCAUCCUUUUCCUGGGAACCUACACUACCUCCAUGAUGCUGAAGAAGUUCAAGACCAGUCCUUUCUUCCCUACAUGGGUGAGGAAACUAAUCAGUGACUUUGCCAUUAUUUUGGCCAUCCUGAUCUUCUGCGGUGUGGACAUGCUAGUAGGAGUGAACACUCCCAAGCUCAUAGUCCCAACUGAGUUCAAGCCAACGAGCCCCAACCGUGGCUGGUUUGUUCCCCCGUUCGGAGGCAAUCCUUGGUGGGUGUACGUGGUGUCAGCACUGCCUGCCCCUGUCACCAUCCUACUCUUCAUGGACCAGCAGAUCACCGCUGUCAUCGUCAACAGGAAGGAGCACAUGCUGAAGAAAGGUGCAGGCUACCACCUGGACCUGUUCUGGGUUGCGGUUCUGAUGAUUGUGUGUUCCUUCAUGGGGUUGCCAUGGUACGUGGCGGCAACGGUCAUCUCAAUCGCUCACAUAGACAGUCUGAAGAUGGAGACAGAGACAUCCGCCCCUGGAGAAAUGCCCAAGUUCCUGGGAGUGAGGGAGCAGAGAGUCACUGGUAUGUGUGUGUUCAUUCUGACGGUGUCUGUCUUUAUGUCUCCCAUCCUCAAGUUCAUCCCCAUGCCAGUGCUGUAUGGCGUGUUCCUCUACAUGGGCGUGGCCUCUCUUAACGGAGUACAGUUCAUGGACCGUCUCCAGCUGCUCCUGAUGCCAGCUAAGCACCAACCUGACCUUGUGUACCUGCGCCAUGUUCCUCUGAGGAAGGUCCACCUGUUUACCUUCAUCCAGAUCCUGUGUCUGGCGCUGCUCUGGGUCCUCAAGUCCACCGUGGCCGCGAUUAUCUUCCCUGUCAUGAUCCUGGCCCUGGUGGCGGUGAGGAAGACGAUGGACUACAUGUUCUCUCAACACGAGCUGAGCUUCCUGGAUGAUGUCAUCCCUGAGAAGGACAAGAAGAAGAAGGAGGACGCUAAGCAGAAGAAGAAGAUGAGGAGCAUUGACAGUGACAUAGAGGAUUCUGACUUCCCCUACACUGAGAAUGUCCCCAGCAUUAAGAUCCCCAUGGACAUGAUGGAGCAGGAACCUUUCUUAGGUGAUAAAGCAUCCGACAGAGAUAAAUCCUCAUCAUUCCUGGAUCGACACUCAUCGUGCUGAGCAGCUGCUCUUCUACCAGGCCAACUGUCAGUCAAGUCCAGAGAUGAGUCCACUCAACGUGCCUCAGAUUAGGAUCGAGAUGGACCCUGAUGACAACGGUUACCGCUGGAAGAGCCGAGGGUCUGAGACCUCUCUGUAGCCCCUACAUCUCAACAGCCCCAAGACCCUCGUCCAGCCCAAGACCCUCGUCCAUGCCCCAAGACCCUCGUCCAUGCCCCAAGACCCUCGUCCAUGCCCCAAGACCUUCCUUUAUGCCCCAAGACCCUCGUCCACGCCCCAAGCCCCUCUCCACACCCCAAGA